Messenger RNA from Fusarium odoratissimum NRRL 54006, 3981 nucleotides. RefSeq names its product iron-sulfur clusters transporter ATM1, mitochondrial. The coding region runs from base 506 to 2608 and encodes 700 amino acids. Gene Ontology annotation, molecular function: ATP hydrolysis activity; ATP binding; ABC-type transporter activity. Lineage: Eukaryota; Fungi; Ascomycota; Sordariomycetes; Hypocreales; Nectriaceae. The transcript is spliced from 2 exons. Gene Ontology annotation, biological process: intracellular iron ion homeostasis; transmembrane transport. The record is from RefSeq and is a predicted model, not a curated record. Gene Ontology annotation, cellular component: mitochondrial inner membrane.
CGCGAUGUUCAUAUCCAUCACAAGAUUUCGGAAGCUGAACUGUAAGUCAAACGUUACUUGGCCGUUUAUACCGAGAAACAACUCAAUUCCACUCGAAAAGUGACCUCUAAAUACAAUUUAAUAUUCAAAAGACAUCUACUAAAUAAUUGCAUAUAAUUCUCUGUCUUACAAGUCCAUUCCCAUUCCUGGCCAUCAUUGGGUCGGCGCUCCGAUGAUUGGCUGCCUCAGGCCCCAACCGGUUGCAUCAUCCAUCUGAAUCUGGCAACUUACUCUUAGGUGAGCUCCAGCAAGUGCUUAGAACAAAAAAUCUCUCCCCCUUUUAAUAAAUGGAACGAACCCCUCUUUGGCCAAGGUAAAGUAGGUAGCUACCGGAUCGCAGCCAAGGUCCCUGGCAGCUCCGGUACCUUGUUGUCUCGUGCCUCUUGUCGACGCGCUAUCCCGCUACCCCCGCCAUAAACUACCAGUCACAUCCCAUGAUGAGCUCGAUUUGAGCCGAAUAGUCACUAUGAUACCUCAAUUACUCUUGCGGUCGUCGAGGACAUGUCCUCAGAGAAGUCUGGCACUUUAUCGACUGUCGUCAGUGUCUCAGCGACCGGGUUUGACGCAGACAUUCUGGACAUGUGCCCCGCGUCGCGAACGAGCACCCACAGAUUCGAAAACCAAAACCACAGCCACGACGAAACCCACGGCCGUGUUUCCUGCGCAGAAACAACCGACGAAACAAAAUGAUCCUCUUGCGACGGUUGAUAAAUCUGCGACUGAGCAGCGUAAGGCCGAUUGGGCUAUCAUGAAAGAGAUGACUAGGUAUCUGUGGCCCAAGGAUGACUGGGGUACAAAGCUGCGAGUCGGUCUUGCUGUGUCCUUGUUGAUUGGCGCAAAGGUUCUCAAUGUGCAAGUGCCAUUCUACUUUAAAAGCAUUGUGGAUUCAAUGAACAUCGAUAUUGCUGCUGUGGGAGGUACUGCGACGACAGUUGCGGGAGCUAUGAUCCUUGCAUACGGCGCGUCUCGUAUAGGCGCAACGGUAUUCCAGGAAUUGCGAAACGCCGUGUUUGCGUCUGUUGCACAGAACGCUAUCCGAAGGGUGGCAUGUAAUGUAUUCGAUCAUCUGCUGCGUCUCGACUUGACGUUCCAUCUGUCUAAACAGACUGGUGGUUUAACAAGGGCUCUAGAUCGUGGUACAAAGGGAAUCAGCUUCAUUCUGUCCAGUAUGGUCUUCCAUAUCAUGCCGACCGCACUGGAGAUCAGCAUGGUUUGCGGAAUUCUCACUUACAACUAUGGCGCAAAGUUCGCUGCUCUCACUGUUUUGACAAUGGUUAGCUACACGGCUUUCACCAUCUGGACGACAGCUUGGCGUACGAAAUUCCGAAGACAGGCGAAUGCCGCUGAUAACAAGGCUUCCACUGUGGCAGUGGACUCGCUCAUCAACUAUGAGGCUGUCAAGUACUUCAACAAUGAGAAGUUUGAGGUUGCGCGGUAUGACAAGGCUCUUCAGCAGUACGAGAAGAACUCCAUCAAGGUUGCGACAUCUCUGGCUUUCCUGAACAGUGGACAGAACAUCAUCUUCUCGUCGGCACUUACAGGUAUGAUGUACCUCGCCGCCAAUGGUGUAGCUGAGGGUACUUUGACCGUUGGUGACUUGGUCAUGGUGAACCAGCUUGUCUUCCAGCUUUCCGUUCCUCUCAACUUCCUCGGAUCCGUCUACCGUGAGCUUCGACAGUCUCUCCUGGAUAUGGAGACCCUCUUCAACCUUCAAAAGGUCAAUGCCAACAUCAAGGAGAAGCCUGAUGCGAAGCCCCUGGUCCUUUCAAAGGGUGGUGAGAUCAAGUUCGAGAAUGUCGACUUUGCUUACCACCCUAACCGACCGAUCCUGCGAAACUUGUCAUUGACCAUCCCUGCUGGAAAGAAGAUCGCAGUUGUUGGCCCCAGCGGUUGCGGAAAGUCCACUCUUCUGCGUCUUUUGUUCCGAUCUUAUGAUGUUCAGGGUGGCCGAAUCUUGAUUGAUGACCAAGAUGUUCGAGAUGUGAAUCUCGAGUCUCUUCGCCGCUCUAUUGGUGUUGUUCCUCAGGAUACCCCCUUGUUCAACGACACCGUCGAGCACAACAUCCGCUAUGGCUCCAUCAACGCGACGCACGAUGAGGUUGUUGCCGUUGCCAAGCGCGCUCACGUCCACAACACCAUCCAGUCAUUCCCCGAAGGAUACGAUACCAAGGUUGGUGAGCGAGGUCUCAUGAUCUCCGGCGGAGAGAAGCAGCGUCUUGCUGUUAGUCGACUGCUCCUCAAGGAUCCACCUCUGCUCUUCUUCGAUGAGGCAACAAGUGCCCUGGAUACCCAUACCGAGCAGGCUCUCAUGAUGAACAUCAACAGUAUCCUUAGAGAAAAGGGUCGAACAAGUGUUUUCGUAGCUCAUCGUCUCCGAACAAUCUUUGAUUCGGAUCUUAUCAUUGUCCUCAAGGAGGGACAAGUAGCGGAGAUGGGCACUCAUCGGGAGUUGAUCGAUCGUGAUGGUGUUUACGCCGAGUUGUGGAGUGCCCAGGAGACGAGAUUCCAGGAGGAUGGAAAUGAGAAGGAUGAAGCCGAGGAGGAGACUGAUGGCCAGAAGAAGAACUAAACAUAUAAUGCCCCUAGAAGGCACAUGCCUUGAUCAGCUGCUGACAAGGUGUAAGAUGAAUACAGCUCAAGCUUACCGCAAAGAACCACUGACUUGAUGUAAAUGAUAUGAUCUACUGAGAGAGUCAUGCUCUGUCGGAUUUGGGCAUGGGAUGAUGAGUAGUUACCGACUCCAUUGAUAGCGGGAAGGGUAGCCUCGAAGUAUAACCGACUUGCCGCCGCUUGGAAUAAAUCCCCUUGGAUGACGUCCAUGUCGAGAGGGUUCCAGUGCUCAGCGCAAGCUCGUCAAUGAGCGGGUCAAGAAGGGCCACAUCCAAGCUCGAGCUUGUCCCAGCCUUCACCCGUCUCGCCUGGCUGUUGGCGACCGCCUUUACACCAAACCAAGACUACCAAACUCCGAGCCGCUCUAUGUACACUCCACGCUGUCUUUGCUGGACCCUCCCCAGGCCACUACGUCGGUGCCGUAGGCCUGGGCGGCUGCGAAGAUGAGGACUAUAUCUUUCUGUUCGUUCGUUGUCAACUUCGAGUGUGAGGUAACCCGCCGCUGGUCCUGUUGGGCUUUGAAGAGGAAUAAGACCACUUGACAACAUCGCAACCUCUCGGAGGACAAUGCUUUGGUCCCAACUCUUCGUGAGACGGUUUUGCAGUAAAACAGGAUUCGUAUCGUGGGGACGGAAUUCUUUGGUCCGUUUUUACUGAGCCUCGUGGGCGUAAAAUCUCUCGCUCGUAAGCUCGUUUUGACUUGCUGGACUUCGACGGUGUCGGGAAGGGAGGGGGUUGAGUCGGACUCGUGGAUGCUGGUUCGGUGUUCGGAUCGAUGGUGGGUUGAAGGUUCUGUUGUGAUGCAAGUUAACUCAGUAACCACCACGGGGUUUUGCAUCAGGAUAUAAGGUAACUCAAGUGUGUUGAAACAAGCGGAGGAUCAUUGCUGCCAAGUUUCGAAGGGGCGCAUGCACUACAAUGGAACAGAAUUGGGCAAAGCUACUCGCCCAGAAGAUACGAGCCAGACAUUGGAGUUUAAGUUUUCUUCUGUCCAAAAAGGGGUUUGUUGAUCAAAGACGGUCGGAGAGUAAGUGGCCGUUGGUUAUGCUCGAGUGUUGGUAACCGAAAACCUGUAGUCUGCGUGCGAUUAUUGCCGCAAAGCCCCAGCAUGAGCUGCUGUACAAUGUACUCUGUGGUGAGCCAAUGUCCCUUCACACUCAAUCUAAAUUGUCGGGGAGGAAUGGCUAAUCUGGUAUAUCUGGUGGAAGCGGGAUGCAGCUUCGUCGUGAAAGUAGUUAUGAUUUCAUGACUAUCUCUUCGUCAGCAUUGCUUGCGUGCGCGACAGUGUGAUGACGGAGCUUGACUUAAAAAGGCAAAUAAAUCAAUACAUGG